Molecule: messenger RNA, 1281 nt
Organism: Vicia villosa (hairy vetch)
Lineage: Eukaryota; Viridiplantae; Streptophyta; Magnoliopsida; Fabales; Fabaceae
Exons: 7
Coding region: 183-1040 (285 amino acids)
Cellular component (GO): nucleolus; small-subunit processome
Molecular function (GO): small ribosomal subunit rRNA binding
Source: RefSeq, a predicted model, not a curated record
CUUACUCUUGACGAGGCCCAUCAUACUCCACGCUUGUAUCAAAACGAAUUAGGAUUGAAAUCGAACUGAACUCAACAUGCCGCCAUCGCAACCGGCGUCAGUCGUCGGCCACCGCUAAAUACCGAUAUAGAAAACGCACCGUCGUACCGAAUCUCCUCUCAGCACCGUCAUUCACAGCAUAGAUGAAGAUUAAGAAGCAAAGUAGACACAGGAAGACUUUGACGUUUUUCACUGCAUGUUUUGGUUUCCAUAAGCCUUACAAAGUUCUGUGUGACGGAACAUUUGUGCAUCACCUUAUUGACAAUCGUAUAACCCCUGCUGAUAGGGCUCUUGCCAAUAUUCUUAGUUCUACGGUCAAGCUCUACACAACAAGAUGUGUUGUAGCUGAGUUGAAACGGCUUGGUAAAUCGUAUUCGGAGGCUCUUGAGGCAGCUCGGAAUCUUAUAAUUGCAAGAUGCGAGCAUGAAAAAUGUGUGAGGGGUGAACUAUGCAUCAUGGAGGUUGUUGGCGAAAACAAUUCUGAGCAUUUCUUUGUUGCUAGUCAAGAUGCUGACCUACGGAAGAAGUUGCAAGAGAUACCUGGUGUUCCUCUCAUAUAUGGUCUCAGAAAUGCUCUUUUCCUUGAAUCUCCAUCGGCAGUUCAGAAGGAAUAUGUCAAAACUUUGGAAGAAAGACGGAUGCAUAUGACCGACAUAGAAUACCAGAUAUUUAGAGAUAUGGCAAAGAAGAAAUUGGCUGGUGGGGAAGACAAUAAUUCCAAUACUGAAAUAAUGGAAAACAAGGAUUCAGGAGAUCCAAUUGCAAGUGCACAGGCAAUAAAAAGAAGUAUUACUUCAAGGAACCAGAUUGGCAUCAAGGAUAAACCUCAGUUCAAGAGAAAAAGAGCAAAGGCUCCAAACCCACUAUCGUGCAAGAAGAAGAAAAGCCGUGAAAAUCAAAACAAUACUUUGAAGGAAACGAAAGGAGAUAGCACAGUGAAGAGAAGCAGGAAAAGGAACAGGUCGCGGAAAGGGCCAACGCCAGCAGAAACCGGCAGUUAGGUAGAUCAUUAGAUAUAUACGGAUGAGUUCCUCGAGUUUGCUACUUCAGACAGUUUAGGGAGGAUGCCAAAUUUUAAUUUAUGUUAGCAUGGCACAGAAAAGAGCAUUAGUUAUAGUUUUAAAUUUUAUAUGGAUGUUUCUAUUUUUGCCACCAAAAUACGGUCCUUAAAAGUGUUGAGUUUAUGGAUUUGGACAAUGAUCCUAACUAGGUAAUGAUUUUAAAUAUAUAUUUUUUGGCUCA